Molecule: messenger RNA, 2193 nt
Organism: Juglans regia (Persian walnut)
Lineage: Eukaryota; Viridiplantae; Streptophyta; Magnoliopsida; Fagales; Juglandaceae
Product: probable trehalase
Exons: 11
Coding region: 26-1912 (628 amino acids)
Biological process (GO): trehalose catabolic process
Molecular function (GO): alpha,alpha-trehalase activity
Source: RefSeq, a predicted model, not a curated record
AGUUCCAAACCAGAACGCGAAAAUAAUGCCGGCCUUUCCCAAAGUUCGACUGCUUUCUCGUUCUUAUAAUCGGCCCUGUCCCAGCGUCUUUCCUCGCUCUCGAUUCGUACACCUUGUCUCUUCUCCUACCAUGAUGGCCUUUCGAGCCCUUAGCUUUAGGAAAUUAUGCGUGAUAUCUUUUGCAUUUUUUUUCGUGGUUCUAACAACCAUGAGCGUCGCAGAAGCUUUGUCGCAUUGUAAUUCCAACAGUGAUGGCCCUGUGACCACUACAAACCCUUUGGUUAUCUUCCUCGAACGUGUCCAAGAGACGGCCCUGAGCACCUUCGGAGGAUCAAAGUUUGACCCUAAGCUUUAUGUUGACAUGUCGCUGAAGUUCGACUUAUCGACGACUGAGGCCGCUUUUGAUAAGCUUCCAAGGUCCUCAAAUGGAUCAGUUUCGAUUGAGGAUCUAAAUGGGUUCUUAGGUAAGUACUUGCAGGGUGCAGGGGAUGAUAUGGUCUACUCUGAACCAGUGGAUUUUGUCCCAGAGCCGGAAGGGUUCUUGCCAAAGGUGAAGAAUCCGGAGCUGAGGGCCUGGGCCCUGGAGGUCCAUGCUUUGUGGAAGAAUCUGAGUAGGAAAGUCUCUGAUGGGGUCCUGAAGCGGCCAGAGUUGUAUACUCUGCUCCCUCUGCCUCAGCCGGUCAUGAUUCCGGGUUCACGAUUUAGAGAGGUCUAUUACUGGGAUUCUUACUGGGUAAUUAGGGGAUUGCUAGCAAGUAAGAUGUAUGAGACUGCAAAAGCAAUUGUGACAAAUCUUGUUCACAUGAUAGAAGAAUAUGGUCAUGUCCUUAAUGGUGCAAGGGCUUAUUACACUAACAGAAGCCAGCCUCCCCUUCUAAGUGCUAUGAUUCAUGCAAUAUACACUAGGACGGGUGAUAUACAAUUUGUUAAAAAAUAUCUCCCUGCACUGGUCAAAGAGCAUCACUUUUGGAGUUCAGGAAUACAUAAGGUGACCAUUAAAGAUGCUCAAUCUUGCAAUCACACUUUAAAUCGGUACUAUGCAAAGUGGAACAAACCCAGGCCUGAAUCUUCAACCAUUGACAAGCAAACUGCUUCCAAGAUCUCAAAUGUUUCUGAGAAACAGAAUCUCUACCGCGAACUGGCUUCAACUGCUGAAUCUGGUUGGGACUUCAGCACGAGGUGGAUGAGGAAUCAUUCAGAUCUCACAACAUUGGCCACAACAUCAAUUUUACCUGUCGAUUUAAAUGCCUUCAUACUUGGGAUGGAACUAGACAUUGCCUUGUUAGCAAAAGUUGCAGGAGAUGAUAGCAUUGCAAAGAGGUUUUCAAAAGCUUCUCAAGCCAGAGUGAAGGCAAUAAAAUCUGUUCUCUGGAAUUCAAAGAAGGGACAAUGGUUUGAUUACUGGCUCAGUGAUCACACAUGCCAGGAACCUCAAACUUGGGAAGCUGGUAACCAGAAUCAGAAUGUAUACGCUUCAAACUUCUUUCCUUUGUGGAUUGAGUCAUUCUACUCAGAUACUCCCCUGGUGAAUGAAGCCAUGAAAAGCUUCCAAAGUUCAGGCCUGCUUCAUGCUUUUGGGAUAGCAACUUCUUUGACAAACUCAGGAGAACAAUGGGACUUUCCAAAUGGUUGGCCCCCAGUUCAACACAUGAUAGUCGAGGGUCUAGCUAGAUCUGGAUCAAAAGAAGCAAGGUCAGUGGCCGAAGACAUUGCUGAGAGGUGGAUAAGAACCAACUAUGCUGCCUACAAGAAAACAGGCACAAUGCACGAAAAAUAUGACGUGGAAAAAUGUGGAGAAUUUGGAGGUGGUGGUGAAUAUGUACCCCAGACUGGUUUUGGCUGGUCAAAUGGAGUUGUUUUGGCAUUUCUGGAGGAGUUUGGAUGGCCUCAAGACCGGACGAUACAUUGCUGAUUAUAUUGGAGUUUGCACAAUGCCAGAGGUAGAUUGCUGAUGGCCUCAUCUAGCAUAUUAUUUUUAAAUAAUGAGGCUCUUCGUUAUAGCGAGGUUGCCUGCAGAUAAAAUCAUCGCAACAAAUACCAGUGAACCUUGAAACUGAAGAUAUAUAUCUGCUAGUCUACAGAGGAAACUCAACAAAAUUUAUUCAUGAAACUCCAUAUUCCACCGGAGCUUCACUGACAGUGGAAAAUUCAAGUUUAUGAUUUCCAAAUUUGAUUCCAGUGUUAGCAUUGCUA